CGACGGCGGCGGCGGCUGCGAUCCUGAACGUUUUCCCCUGGCGGCCGCCGGCUGCGACGGCGGACGGAUCAUCAUGUCAGCAAGUGCGACUUCAUCAGCAACACAGGAAGGAGUGUCAGCCAAAAAUAAGCCAAAAAAGGAUUCAGCUUGGGAGUAUGCAUUUUCGCCAAGUGAGAAGCACCCGAACAAUGUUGGAUGUAAUUUCUGUAAAAGUAUCUUCAGUGGAGGAAUCACCAGGAUGAAGCAACAUUUAGCUGGAUUGAGAGGCCAGGUUACCCCAUGCACACAAGUUCCUCAAGAUGUUAGGGAUAAGAUGAAGACUAUCCUUGAGGUAACAGAACAAAAGAAACUAGAUAAAGAAGAAGAGUUGAACAAACUUAGAAGUUAGGUUCAUAUUGCUGAGGAGGAUGACGAUGAGCAAGAUCAAUCAACCAAUUUAGUGCGAAAGAGGUCUUUGAAUAAAGGACCACUUGACUGUUAUCGUUAGAAACCAGAAGAAGCUCGUGGAAAAGGAAAGAAUUCUCGGACUAGCACUCAAACCACACUAAAUGAAACAUACAAGUUGAAGGAGAAACAGAGAGCUCAUGAAUACAUUGCAGAUUGGUUUUACCAAGCUGGAAUUCCAUUAAAUGCCGUUCGCCUUGAUUCAUUCGAUUUAAUGAUAGAAGCUAUUGGACAAUAUGGCCCACGAUUGAAGAAGCCAUCUCCUUAUCAGCUUGGCACUCCUUUUUUGGAGAACAGAGUCAGAUCACUAGAUGAAUAUGCAAAUGCACACAAGGAGGCAUGGUCGUUGACUGGAUGCUCUCUUUUGACAGAUGCUUGGACAGAUCAACGGGGAAGAAGCCUAAUGAACUUGGUAUCUCAUUCUGCUAGAGGUGUGUGGUUUCUCCGAGCUAUAGAUGCCUCUGCAGAUGUUCAUGAUGCUAAUUACAUCUACUCUUUGGUACACUCAUGCAUAGAUGAAAUUGGUCCGGAGAAGGUUUUACAAGUAGUGACCGAUAAUGCUUCAAAUAACAUGGCUGCAGCAAAGUUACUAAAAUAGAAAUAUCCUCAGAUAUUUUGGACUCCUUGUGCAGCACAUACCAUUGAUCUAAUGCUUGAGGACAUUGGUAAGAAGCCUGCUAUCCAGAAUACAAUUAAGAAAGCAAAGUCUAUUACAUGUUACAUUUAUGCCCACACUAGAGUGUUGUCUAUGAUGCGUUCUUUUACUGGUGAUCGUGAUUUAGUUCGAGCUGGAAUGACUCGGUUUGCCACUUGCUACCUUAAUUUGAAAAGUCUGUAUGACAAAAGAAAAGAACUGAAAGAAAUGUUCGGAUCAACAAAGUGGAGCGACUCUAGGUUUGCUAAGCAAAAAGCAGGAAAAGUUAUUGCUAAGUUGGUCACGGGCAACGAUUUUUGGUCAUCAAUUUUGCGACUUAUAAACUAUUUUGAGCCACUAGCAUUUGUACUUAGAAGGGUGGAUGGAGAUGUUCCUGCUAUGGGUUACCUUUAUGGUGAUCUUGAAAAUGCAAAAAAGGAAAUUGCUGUCCGUUUUGAUGGAAAUGCAAAGAAAUAUGGUUUCAUUUGGGAUAUUAUAGACGAAAGGUGGAACGACAAACUCAAGACUCCAUUGCAUAAAGCUGGAUAUUACUUGAAUCCAUUCUUUUAUUAUGAGAACAAGGCAGAGUUGGAGGAAGAGGUUUUCGUCGCAGCAGUUGUACAGUGUGCAGGUCGCGUGUACCAUGAUAAUGACAAAUUAUAAGACAUGAUUGUUGCCCAGCUAAAUAUGUACACUAAUGGCACUGUUUCUUUUGGCUCUGCAAUGGCUAUUCGACAAAGGAAAAGUACAACUAUUACCCCAGCAAAUUGGUGGGCGGCACAUGGCACGGAUGCAAAGGAAUUAAGAAAGAUGGCUAUCAAGAUUCUAAAUUUGACGUGUAGCUCAUCUGCGUGUGAAAGGAACUGGAGUGCAUUUGAGAGGGUCCAUACCAAGAAAAGGACGAGAUUAACACAGAAGAGAUUGAAUUCUCUUGUCUAUGUCAUGUUUAACAAGAGGCUUCAGUGGAUGUAUGCUCAAAGGAAGAGAGACCCAUUAGCUGUAAAGUUUGUUGAUGAUGAACCACCGAAUGAGUGGAUUGAAGGGGAGGCGAGUGUUGAAGGGCAGCAGCAAGAAAACAUUGUUGAAGAACAAGAUGGAGAAGGAGAAAAUGCAUCUGAUUAUGAUGGUGAACAAGAUGAACCGGCUCAGGCUGGCGUAAAUGAGAAGAAGAGAGCACUGAGCAAAGGUUCGUCGAGCAAGUCAAAGAGAGCCCGCACCAUGGAGGCUGAAGAAGAGUCUUCUGACUGUGACGAAGAUGAUACAGCCAUGCAGUUAAUGGAUGAUUCUUCAAGUGAUGAUGGAGAGAAUGAGGACAAUUUCCUUGAUGAUGACUAAAAUCUACAAUGAAGCGACUAGAUCAAUAUUUACUAUUAUGCCCACACACACUUAAUUGAAAU
This is a messenger RNA of Triticum dicoccoides, 2475 nucleotides long. RefSeq lists its product as uncharacterized. The transcript has 4 exons. The coding region runs from base 1745 to 2413 and encodes 222 amino acids. Lineage: Eukaryota; Viridiplantae; Streptophyta; Magnoliopsida; Poales; Poaceae. Gene Ontology annotation, molecular function: protein dimerization activity. The record is from RefSeq and is a predicted model, not a curated record.